CCCCCCUCGACCCUUCGUUUUUCUACCGCGACCACCACCCUUCCGUCAGCCUGACUUCUUUCACAUCAAUCCUUCUGCUACUCUCGCUCUUGCAUCUUUCGUUUUCUCCUUCAUCGUUGCCCCUCCCCCCCGACGACCGCUUCGUUAAGGUAUUCUAAUUGAUCUCCGUCUUCGCCUCUUCUUCUCCGUUGACGCUCUCACUCCUUCGACGUCGACUCCGUCCUCUUUCUGGUCGCCUCCAUCGUUUCCUCCUUUCCACCUUCGUAUCGCUCCAGGGGGGAAAGCUCUUCUUCUUUUUUUUUUUCCCCCAAAUCGAUCCACGUCCUUGCGUGGCUGCCUUUUUUCUUUUUGACUUCAAUCCGCGUAGUGCACCUACAGAUCGUCGCCCCUCAUGAAGGUCUCGAUCCUCGCCGCCGCCGGCAUCUUCUCGACGGCUCUCGCUGGCCCGGUUGUCGAGAAGAGAGCCAACACCAUCUCCAACCCCAAGACUCCACCUGUGAGCGUCAAGGGCAACGCUUUCUACACGUCCAGUGGCAGCCGCUUCUACAUCCGCGGCGUCGACUACCAGCCGGGCGGCUCCUCGGCCAACGAAGACCCUAUUGCCGACGCUAACGGCUGCGCACGCGACGUCAAGGAGUUCCAGAAGCUGGGCAUCAACACCAUUCGCGUGUACUCGGUCGACAACUCCAAGGACCACGAUCAGUGCAUGCAGAUGCUCGCCGACGCCGGCAUCUAUCUGGCCCUGGACGUCAACACGCCCUUCUACUCGCUCAACCGCAAGGACAACGAGUCGAUCCACAUGUCGUACAACGACGUGUACCUGCAGUCUGUCUUCGCCACCGUCGAUGCGUUUGCCAAGUACGACAACACGCUGCUGUUCUACUCCGGCAACGAGGUCAUCAACGACGACACGAACACCUUUGCCGCCCCCUACGUCAAAGCCGUCACCCGCGACAUUAGGGCGUACAUUGCCGCUCGUCAGUACCGCUCCAUCCCCGUCGGCUAUUCCGCCGCCGACGUCGAGAGCAACCGAUACGAGAUGGCCACGUACAUGAACUGUGGCAACGAUGCCGUUCGCUCUGACUUCUUCGCCUUCAACGACUACUCGUGGUGUGACCCGUCGUCCUUCACCAUUUCCGGCUGGGACAAGAAGGUCGAGCAAUACAGCAACUACAGCAUCCCAAUCUUCCUGUCCGAAUUCGGUUGCAACACCAACAAGCGCGACUUUGGUGAAAUCGCGGCUCUGUACAGCGACCAGAUGACCCCUGUUUACUCCGGCGGUCUUGUGUACGAGUACUCGGAGGAAUCGUCCAACUACGGCCUCGUCAACAUCAACGGGGAUUCGGUGGAGGAGCUCGACGAUUUUGCCGCUCUUCAGAAGGCCUAUUCCGCCACCCCUGCUCCGUCCGGUGAUGGCGGCGCUAAGUCGGGCUCGUCUCCCUCGCAAUGCCCGGCCCAGAGCCAGCACUGGGAGGUGAACGAUCCUACGGGUAACUACCUGCCCAUUAUGCCGGAAGGUGCGAAGAAGUACUUUAGCAGCGGCGCUGGCGCGGGCCCAGGCAACAACGGCAACACUGGCUCCCAGACUGCCGGCACCCCGUCCACCGGCUUUGCCAUGUCUGAUGGCACCACCACAUCUAGCAGUUCGUCCUCGUCCAAGGCUGCUGCUGCAAACGUGCGCGUUCCGGAGAUGACCCUAGCUCCUUUCGUUGCUGGCCUCGUCGUCUUCGCCUCUUCCCUCCUUGGCGGUGCUGGUUUCCUCUUCUAAGGGUCCGGCGCUUCGGAGCGAGGACGUAGUAUCUAGUAUCUGGUUAUCACGUGUGUUUGUGCUCAUUCAUGUGCUCAAACGUUGGGCAGUGGAUGCGCUUGUUACAAAAGGAUUACUACGUUGAGGGGAAUUGAGUUCUAGCAUUUUGGGAAUCGGCUUUGAAGCUUUCUGGGGCAAAGAAGCAAUACAAAGCCGGUGCAGAGUGAAACAGGAAAAAAAAAGAGAGUGGAAAAGGCAAUUGUCUGCCUUUCUCUCAAUUUACCUUGUGUCCGGAUGUUGGCUUUCGUUUUCUGUCCUUUCGCUCCCUGUUUCCUACUUCUUUCUGGGUCUUGUCCUGUGGUCCGCCAGAUUGGUAUCACAUCUUUUUCUUUUGGAUUCUUGCGCUGCGGCUCUACCAUGUCUUCCUAAAGUAUAGUAGACAAUUAUGACCAUUGAUGGCGUUUAGACAAAUUGAUGACAGUCUUUUUUUUUUC
Molecule: messenger RNA, 2241 nt
Organism: Verruconis gallopava
Lineage: Eukaryota; Fungi; Ascomycota; Dothideomycetes; Venturiales; Sympoventuriaceae
Exons: 3
Coding region: 392-1768 (458 amino acids)
Biological process (GO): fungal-type cell wall (1->3)-beta-D-glucan biosynthetic process
Cellular component (GO): cytoplasm; fungal-type cell wall
Molecular function (GO): 1,3-beta-glucanosyltransferase activity
Source: RefSeq, a predicted model, not a curated record